This is a messenger RNA of Suillus discolor, 411 nucleotides long. RefSeq lists its product as uncharacterized. Bases 1 to 411 code for a protein of 136 amino acids. NCBI's taxonomy places the organism in Eukaryota, Fungi, Basidiomycota, Agaricomycetes, Boletales, Suillaceae. The record is from RefSeq and is a predicted model, not a curated record. The transcript has 5 exons.
AUGACUGUCAUUGGCUUCAACGAGAACGUGCAUAUGGCCAUGCAAAACGCUGGGACAUCCUCUAGACACGUGAGCAAGUUAACCUCACGAGGGCCUGGUUUCGCCUAUGGCCAUCGAUUAGACCUGAUUUCUGGUCAAGCUACGCCGACUAUCGACGACACCUAUGAGAGCCUUUGGAGUACGCAUGCUUGCCGGUGUCGAACAGGAUUCGGUGACAUUGAAGGAGCCCACAUUCUGAAACGGGCUGUCGGUGUUUUCACCGACCGGGCAGAUACCAUGGCUGCAACGUGGAAUACGAUUCGGCAUUACUCAGGGAUGUUCGAAGAAACUAUCCAAAACAUGGAAAAGCUUGUAAAUGACUCUUCUAAUAGCAUGGUGCUCGGACACAAUAUCCACAAUAACUUAAGCUAA